This is a messenger RNA of Anguilla rostrata (American eel), 6197 nucleotides long. RefSeq names its product fidgetin like 2 (gene fignl2). Gene Ontology annotation, molecular function: ATP binding; ATP hydrolysis activity; microtubule severing ATPase activity. The record is from RefSeq and is a predicted model, not a curated record. NCBI's taxonomy places the organism in Eukaryota, Metazoa, Chordata, Actinopteri, Anguilliformes, Anguillidae. The transcript has 3 exons. Bases 283 to 2364 code for a protein of 693 amino acids.
AGAGAGAGAGAGAGAGAGAGAGAGAGAGAGAGAGCGACUACAGCGCUUGGUCCCAUAUGUGGUAAGAGAAGAGAAUCAGAGUGCCGCACACCAGCAGCUCUGUCUCCAGCUCGGGGGAUUAUUUUGUGUCCAGAAUCUUGCGCAGGAAAUACAGUUAUGAACUGGGCUGGGUGUGCUGGAGACUUUGCUGGAGCCCGGGUCAGCCAUGGAGAGCAGCCGAGCAGACACUGACCUGGACCUCACCGCAGAGAAACCGCCAUCUCCGCAGAACAGCUCUCCAGAAUGCUGAGUCCUGUCGUCCCUUACAGCCUGUUGAAGAUGCACUGGACCCCGGAGCACGCUCAGUCUGUCAGACACUGGCCUGAGCAGCACCUGGACGUUUCCUCCACCACCUCGUCCCCCGCCCACAAGCCCGAGCUGCACGGCGGGCGGGGGCGGAGCUACAGCUACGCCUGGGCCAAUGACGACAUCUCGGCCCUGACCGCCUCCAGCCUGCUGAAGCGCUACGCGGAGAAGUACUCCGGCGCCCUGGACGGCCCCUACGACCGCGCCCCCAUGGGCGGGUACCCCGAGGCGGGGCCGUUCGGGCCCCUGAACGGACAGAAGGUCGAGUUGGACCCCUGGCCCCUUUCGCACGCCGCCGAGGGGCCGUACACUCUGGCCCCGCCCCCCGGCCACGAGAGCCUCGGGGGGGGCAAGGUGGCGGGGGCGGGCAGCGCGGGGGUGGCGAGCAACGCCCUCUCGGACCCGAGUUAUGGCUCGUGCGGCGCCCCCUCCACCCACGACUACGCCCCCGCCUACAACGGCACCUACCUCUCCUCAGGCUAUUGCCCCCAGCCCGGGACAGCACUUCCACCCACCCCCCUUCACCCCCUGCAGCCUGCCCCCACCCUGGUACCCAGCUACACGCCCCCAGGUCCCGUCUACAACUACCCCAGCAGCAGCUACCCCCACCAGCCCAGCCUGGCCCCCAGCUACACCCACGCCCCCGCCCCCUACCUGCCCUCCAGCCUGGCCGCCCCCACCCCCCUGCCGCCCCGCCCCACGGCGGUGGGGGGAAGCUACGGCUACCAGGGCCAGGGUUUAGGGGGGGUGGAGCCGAGCGGCGCGCUGAAGAGGAAGGCCUUCGAAAUGUCGGCGGAGGAAGAAGAAGGUGAGGGGUCCCGCUACAGGAAGUACGGCUAUGAGCACGCCAAGCCCGGCGGCGGCUCUCCCUACGGCGUGAGCGAGGUCAAGGCCGAGUGCCAUAGCAACGGGUUCGGACCAGCCAGCGCCGGCCCCCAGACCUUCAAACCCAGCAAGCCCCCGUCCCAGGCAGCUGGAGAGGAGCUGGGCAAGUUCUCUGGGCUGAAGCCCCUGGUGUCGCCCCCCUAUGGCGGGGUGGGCGAGUACAGCCCCCCGGCGGGGCUGACGGGGGAGAACGGGGGCGGAGACCACGGGUACCCACAGCACCACCUGGGCCCCAAGCUCCCGGCCCCCUGCAGCCAAUCGGGCGAGCUGCUGAAGGGCGCCGAGCCCCACCUCCUGGAGGUGGUGACGGGGGAGCUGCUGGAUCGGAGCCCCGCCCCUCCCUGGGCGGAGCUGGGCGCGGGGCACGCCCAGGCGAAGGCGGCGCUGGAGGAGGACCUGCUGUGGCCCGUUCUGCGGCCCGGCCCGGGCCGACGCCCGCCCAGAACCGUCCUGCUGUUCGGGCCGCGGGGCAGCGGCAAGACGGCGCUGGCCCGGGGCGUGGCCUCCCAGCUGGGCGCGGCCUUCUUCCGGGUGAGCGGCGCCGCCCUGGCGUCGGAGUGGAAGGGCGAGGCGGAUAAGCUCCUUCGGGCGCUCUUCUCCGCGGCGGCCGCCCGCCAGCCGGCCGUGGUGCUGGUGAGCCAGGCGGAGGCGCUGGCGGACGAGGGGGCGCGGCGGCAGCUGCGGUCCUGCCUGGAGGCGGCGCGGGCGGGGCCGGGGGCGGGGCCGGGCGGCCUGCUGAUCGCCAUGUGCGCCACGCGCCGCCCCGACCUGCUGGAGGACGCCACGCACCGCUGCUUCGCCAAGCGCUACUGCGUGGCGCUGCCGGACGCGGGCGGGCGCAGGCAGGUGCUCCUGCAGGCCCUGGUCCCGCUCGGGUGCCGCCUCAGCGAGCGCGAGGUGGCCGCCGUCCUGCAGCGCACCGAGGGCUUCUCCGUCCCCGAACUGCAGCAGCUCUGCCAGCAGGCCUCCGCCUGCGCCUCCGCCCCCUCCCCCGCCCCCCUGCACGGCCUCCCCGCCCCACUCGCGCCCCCCGCCUUCAAGGAUUUCGAGAACGCCUUCUGCAAGGUGCGCCCGCACGCCACAGCCAAAGAACUGGACACCUGCGCGGAGUGGAGCAAGCUGCACGGCCAAUGAGGAGAGGGCAGGGAUAAAGGUGGGCGGAGUCAGAGCCGAAGAGUCAAGUCCGUCGUCUCUCUCUCUAUCGAGUACGAGCAAGUCGGAUCGCGCGGGGAGUUCUCUUAACCUAGUACUUAUUUUGCAGCCAAAAAGGGGGGUUGAAGAAUGGUUUAAAGGUGUGUUUCGGGUAAGGGUGGGAGGGGGUCCACGCUGGAUUUAAUCGAUAUAACACACCACCUCAUAAAUGUACAUACAAUUUUUAUUUUUCCCAAAGAGUUGAAAUAGAGGACCUUUUUUGGGUGGGUGGGGGUGAGGGCUGGCGGAGGGUUGGGGGGGGGGGUUGUUUUUGGGUUGAUUUGACGGGACGUCUGAAUGACUUGUAAGGGUGUUUCACUAUCCCAGAUUACCCUUGACCCGGGAUUAAAUCUGAGUUUUGACAGGAUGGUUGAUCAGUCAGUGUGUGCAUGCAUGAUUUAAUCCCAGAUCACGGCCAAUUGGGGGGUCACUGAAAAAUCCCAAAUUACCGCUACUCUCAGGAUACUAUUUAUUUCAAGUUGCUCCAAAAGCAUGGCAGGUUUAGGUUUUUUAUAUUUUAAUUUUGGUUUUUAAUGAAGUUGAUUUAGUUGUUUAUUCUGGCUGCUUGGCUUGUAAAGGGCUUUGGAUCUUAUCCAGAAUCAAGACUGUUCUGCACACACACAAACACAAAAUAAUAAUAGUUAUAACAGCGAUGCCCUUGUUCGUUUUUCCCUCAUAACUGUCAAAUACACCCAUAACGAUACUAUUAAUCCUUUUCAAGGGAGAAUUGCUUUAAAAUAUUAAAAUUGCUUACUCCGUGCACCCAGUACUUCGCCAUGUGACUGAGUGUUCUAUCCAUGGCAUGUAAGGCAGGACAGCUCGAUAAAAAUGUUUUCUGCAACCAAUAAGGGGCGCAAAAAACAUAUAUAUCCAAAUGGUUUCGUUAAAGCCCAGGACACAAAUACUCACAAAUUAUUUCCAAAUGUAGCCUCGGGUUUCACUUGCGGGUCCCGCUGUACACAUAGGACACGGUUUUGGUACAUUCGGUUAGCGCAGUCAGCGCUAGCAAGUACGGGAUGCGUAUCGUAACGCAUUUCAAAGCAUCGUUUUUCACCGUGACAUUUUCUCCUCUAACGCAUGCCAGGUGGUGACCUCAUCACGUUUGCAGUUUCCAAAGCGCCAUCAUUCCUCGCGCAAAUGUGACGUGACAUAACGUGUUCCUUGAAACGGGACGCAUAGGCAAGCACACCAAGAUCUUCGCAUAACCCCGCGCCACACGUUUUAUAGAACUUGAAGGGAGACAGAGACCCCUGAUAGUUGUUUGGCACAAGCAUCAUUUAAGAACCACCUUCAAAGCUGCUAAAAUUGGUUAAUGGUUAAAAAUCCAUGCACACGUCACAUUGAAGGGUACGUUGGAUUCGCACACAAUCAACAAAGCAAUCAGUUCGUAUGUGUCCACAUUCCGCAAUCCACUGCAGUUUUUCUGAAGGAGUUUCUCAACAGCCCCCCACCCGCCCUAAAUGUUUUUUUAAAAAUAAAAAAACAGACAGGCCAUUCAGGUCCUUGGAUGUCAACUUUUUUUGUUGUUUUAUAAAUGUAAUCUUUUUAUUUUUGCAUAGUAUGUGUAGUCUUGUUUUUUUUUUUUUCAAAUACUCAGGAAGAAUUUCUUUACCUCAGAUUUUUAAAAAUGAAUGUAUGUAACCAUAGGGUCUUAGUAGUGAGCUUUGAGAAGACAGAGACACGACACACACCUGUACACAUACUACAGCUGUGCUCUCACCUCACCAGAAGAAAAAAAAAAAGAUAAAAACUUGAAGUUGCUACCAAGACUUACUGUACAUUGAAUGUAAUUCAGGUAUUUUUCAAAGGAUAUUUGAAGCCACAAAUCCAAUGUUUUUUAUUAUAUAUACAUAUAUUUGUUUUUUUCCCCUUACCCAUCUUUCUUUCUAUUGUAGAUUUUUGGUGGAAUUAUGAUUGUCUUCAUGAAGUGUAGAUAACAGAAAAGAUGCCCUUUUUUGUUGGACAAACCGUUUUGAAAAACAGUGUUCCGAAUGACAGAAUGUACCUGCGUUUCAUUUCAGCCAUCUUCCCUGCAUAUGUGCGCGUGUCUUAUAUAGAAUGUAUAGCACACACACGUGGCCACAUGUGUGUGUGAGCAGGUACAUAUAAAACACGUUUAAAAAAGCCAUUGUUUACAGACACACAGGAGCGCUCAAUCUUAACGAGUACGGAGGCUGUUGUACACCAGGAUUUUAAUCAGCAUUUAAUCUGCAUGUGACUGGCAGGCCAAUCAAAUCACUGGAUAUAAUCAAUAACCAAUCGCAAAUAUUUACACUCUUUGUCCCUCCUCUCCCUCCCUUUCUCUCCCUACAUGCAGACAAUCCUGAACAAACAAUAUGUGCUGAUGUUUAAAAAGUCCUGUAUUUUAAUAACAAAAAUACCCAUAAUCCUGUGGUCCCCCCUGGGAGAGCAGCGCGCUGUGUGCCUCGUGGGUAUGAGGGCGAAACGCCGAUGUUGUUUCCCCCCCCUCCCCCUCCCCCUCUCCCCUAAGCCCCGCCCCCCCAGCCGUCCCCGGUGACGGAUUGCGCCUGAUUGUAAGCACCGGUGGCCAUGUGGUGCGCCGCGAGCCCCCCUCCCGAACCGAAGCCUUUUGGGGCGGCGGCGCCCUGAUGGAUGGCCCGUAACCCAAUAUUACUAUUCGACCCGUCCGCUGGCUGCAGCUGCCGGCCUCCGUCACAGCGCGCGGCCCCGUCGAUUCACAUGACCCCUGCCACACAUAUUGAUCCGCGCUCAGGAAACCGCCACAUACGCCAAAAAAGGACCCUCCUCGGGACGGGCCGCGGGGGUGGGGCGGGGGGGUGGGGUGGAAGGCAUUCUGAUGGGAAUUAACAGGAUGGGGGGGGCGGGGGUGGGGGCUCAUUUAUAAGAAAUGAGGUUUGCAUGUCAAACGAGCCAAAAAUGCGGGCGGUCGGUAAGUGAGAAUAAUCAGUGACGUUCACGCCUGAAUAAGUAAAGGGCGAUGUCAGACUACGCCAAACGUGUGUAAUGAUCUCUAAAAUAAACACAAGAGAAAGGUACGGGCAGAGAAGUCUCAGACAGCCCAUGUGCUGCUCGAUUUCUGAGAGGAUUCUGAUUCUCAGCAGUCUCCAUUUACUAGGAUUGUCCUGCUCUCCAGGUUGCAGCCCAGUGUUUACUGUAGCACUAGCUGGAGCGGGAAAUAUUGCUUUUCAGUUCACCGUGUUUUGCCAACAGCCAGUGAACUGGGCCACCCCUCAUUACAGGAAGCCAUAAGACCAGAUCACCCAGGAAUGGUGUGCGGGAGGGGGGAGAGAUUUCAGUGUGAUUUUGGUUACCUGGGAAGGAUGUUCACCAAGCAAUGAGCAAAACAAAAUUCAGCACUUUUCAGAAAUCAUUUGCUGAGUACACCAAACUUAACUGAAAGAAAACGGGUGGUUCUUUGUGAAUCGUUUUGAUUAUUUCUCCCUUUUUUUCCCCAAAAAGGUUCUCCAAAAACUUUCAGCAGAUUUAGGUACGUAAAAAACUGUAAAAAAAAAAAAAAAAAAAACGGUUUGUCCAGCAGAAGUGGUAUGUUGAAUUGCCGUUGUUAUCCUGUUAGAGCAGUUCUUGUAUGUUCUUGUAUCUAGUACAUUCUCUGUAACCAUUUCUACCUCAUUUUGCGACAUAUGUUACAUGAAAGUAUUUAUUUCAUGUCUUUUUUUCGAUGUCUGUUUUGAAAUUAUGACGAUAAUGAUAAUGUUCUUGAACUGUAAUGGUCUACCUCAGAAGAGACUAUUUUAAGAGAAAAGUAUUACACGCUAUUAAAAGAGAUUAUGUCA